CCAAAUAUACUACGUCAUUCAUUCUUUGACUGAUUCGUUGCAAAGGAACAUAUUACGUCUUGUUUUGUUUUUACAUUUAAAAAAAAGAUCCAAUUGUCCUGUGGAAAAAGGGGAUUAAAAUGAAGAGGAUUCUAAUCGCGUUAUUCGCGAUUAUAGCUGUUUCAUCGGCUGCGGUGAUAAUUAAAGCCGAGGGACAAGAGACGCCUCAUCUUUUGGGUUCAAAGGCAUGCACAUGGGGACCUUCCUAUUGGUGUCAAAAUCUCACGACUUCGGCAGGAUGUAAAGCGACGAAACAUUGUGUGCAAAAGGAAUGGAUUAAUUUGAAAGUUCCUGACGACACGGACAGUGUUUGUGGAAUUUGCAAGGAUAUGGUGACACAGGCACGCGAUCAAUUGGAGAGCAAUCAAACGCAACAGGAUUUGAAAGAUGUUUUCGAGGGUAGUUGUAAAUUAAUUCACAUCAAGCCGAUUGUUAAGGAGUGCAUUAAACUCGCCGAUGAAUUUGUUCCCGAUCUCGUUGAAACAUUGGCAUCGCAAAUGGAUCCAUCGGUUGUUUGCACUGUCGCUGGUCUUUGCAAUUCGGCUCAUAUCGAUAAAUUGCUUCUUGAAUACAAAGGAGGCGACGCGCAAUCGAAGGUGGAGAAGAGACCGUUCGGCGAUGACGAACUAGAUCCAAAUGAUUGUUCUAAAUGCUUCACGAUUGCCAGUCAUAUGGAGAAUAAAUUUCAAACAACGUCAAGGGAUAAUUUCCUUCAAAAUCUUUUACACUUUUGCGGUCAAUUCAGUUCUUUCUCGGACGCGUGCUCUGCCAUUGUUUUAACGCACUUUGAAACAAUUUACGAUCAUUUGCAAAACAAUUUCAAAGCUUCGAAUAUUUGCCAUCUCUCCGGACAAUGUAGCAGUAAAUUCCAUAAACAUGAUGACGAAACGAGCUUGGACGUGGAAAUUCGUCCAUUGUCAAGUGUUGGAAUGGUGGAAAUUGGCGACGAUUUGCCUUGCAAAUUAUGUGAGCAAUUAGUUGGACAUUUGAAAGAACUUUUGGUCGCUAAUACAACCGAAGCUGAAUUUAAAAUGGUCCUCGAUGGACUUUGCAAGCAGACUAAUUCAUUUUCUUCUGAAUGCCUAUCGAUUGUUGAUCAAUACUAUCCAGAAAUUUACACCUAUUUAACAAAACAUUUGGAUGGCAAUGAAGUGUGUGAAAUGGCUGGUAUUUGCCCUGCGCCCGGUAAAAAUAUUCAAAAUGGACCGAUUGCACCACUUUUGCCCGAAGUACCGAGAAAAAUUGCUGAAAAAAUGGUGUCACAACAACAUCGUUCGGAAGCUGAAGAAAUGCAAUUGCCAAUUGAGAGACAUUUGCCAUUCACUAGUUUAGGAUUCCCACGAAUGGACGUUGAGGGAAAAAGAACUUGUGCUUUUUGUGAAAUGCUUUUACAUUAUGUGCAAGAAGUCCUCACGACUCCAAAAACGGAGGACGAAGUGAAGCAAGUUUUCGAUAAGGUUUGCACAAAGUUGCCGACAUCGAUCAAAGAUACCUGCGAUGAAUUUGUUAAUACCUACGGCGACGCUAUUGUUGCAAUUCUCGUUCAAGAAAUCGAUCCAACGACGGUAUGUCCGAUGAUUCAUGUUUGCCCCUCACAAGAGCAAAUGGAUUUCUGGGAGAAAAUCCCAUCAGAAAUGGUAUUGAAAUCUGACGUUAAAGAAAAACCAAGUUGUCCACUUUGUUUACUCGCUCUGGAACAAAUUUACAAUACUAUUAAGAACAAUAAAACCGAGGCCAACAUUGAAUAUCAAUUGAGUAAAUUGUGCAAUCAUUUGCCAAAGAGUUUAGUCGAUGAAUGCAACGAUUUGGUGAAAGGUUACAGUCGCGAACUUAUCGAAAUGUUGCUCGCCGAUCUCACACCGCAAGAAGUUUGCACCUCUAUUAAAUUAUGCGAUCCCGCAAAACACGUUGGACCAACAAUUCAAGUUGCGAACAAUUUUUAUCCACUCGAUAAGGACGGACAAAUUAUGACAAACGAAAUUCCAAAUUUCCCGUUACAUCCAAUGAAAAUGAAACCAGUGAAAGAUGAUGACGUUGAAUGUGUAAUUUGUGAAUUCGCCAUGCAAUAUUUGGAGAAAGCGUUGAGCGAUAAAAAUACAAAGGAUGAAAUUGAACACGUUGUUCAUGUAGUUUGUAAUCAUUUACCGAAAACCGUUGCCAAGGAAUGUAAUCAAUUUGUUGAUAAUUAUGCGGACGUUGUAAUUGAUCUUCUAUCGAAAGAAGUCAGUCCCAAGGAAGUUUGCUCAAUGAUUGGCCUCUGCAAUUCCUCUGUUCAAGAAUUUAAAAAAUCAGUUGCCGAGUGUGCUCUCUGUCAGGAUAUUGAAUCGAAUAUUUACAAGAAAGUUGGCGACACAAAAGAUCCAGAAGAAAUUGAGGCAAUUAUUUCCAGAGUCUGUAAAUAUAUACCAGCAAUUUAUGAACACAAGUGCACGAUGAUGAUGGAAAUAUACGAACAAAGUAUAAAUAAUAUAAUGAACAAAUUCGAGGAAUCGCCAAAUAUUUGCAGUAAACUUGCUCUAUGUUCAGCAAACGAUUAUAUGAUGUUGAAAGAUAAUCGUCGAGAGAGACGUGAUGCAAAUGAAGAUAAAAUACAUCCUUGCACAUGGGGCUUAGGCUAUUUAUGCGCCAACGAAGUUGCAGGAAAGAAAUGCAAUGUUAGUGAUAUACAAUGCAAAAACUAUAAAGAGAUCUCUGAGAAUGGUUUGAAAACGAAAUUAUCAAAUACUCAAAAAUCUGCAGAAACCCUGUAAUGUGCGAUCACAUUUUUAGAUCAAAGCAAAAAAUAUAGAUCAAAUAUUAAUAUAAUUUUUGAUACCGAACAAAAGCGAAAAUGAAGCAAGUUUUUCAAAUUUUGAAAAAAAAAAGAAAUAGAAAAUAAUUUGAAAACUUUUGCAAUUCUAUGUAUAACAAUAUACUUAAUUAAAACGAAAAAAAUUGUAUUGUUUAUAAAAUAUUAACAUUUAAUGUAUAAGAAAAAUGUUAUAAAAAUUUUAACUUUAUAGACUUCGAUUUAAAUUAAGUUCUCUUCCAAUUUUUUCUUAUAAUUUGUAUACCAAAAAAAAAAGAAAAGAAAAAAGAGCUCUAUCAGUUGAAUAGAAAAUUUAAGAAUGGUAAUUGGAAUAAUUUCUCUCUAUUAUUAUAUGUUACUUAAUUUUUUUUAAUGCUGAAUACUCAGUGAAAAAAAUUUACUUUCUAUUUUAGUAAUGUAAGUUUUCUGUGAUAAUGAAUAAAAUAAAAUUUCCUUAAAAUGUAA
This is a messenger RNA of Leptopilina heterotoma, 3292 nucleotides long. RefSeq names its product prosaposin (gene Sap-r). Gene Ontology annotation, biological process: sphingolipid metabolic process. The transcript is spliced from 14 exons. The record is from RefSeq and is a predicted model, not a curated record. The coding region runs from base 120 to 2789 and encodes 889 amino acids. NCBI's taxonomy places the organism in Eukaryota, Metazoa, Arthropoda, Insecta, Hymenoptera, Figitidae. Gene Ontology annotation, cellular component: lysosome.